Dreissena polymorpha is the source of this 666-nucleotide messenger RNA. RefSeq lists its product as uncharacterized. Lineage: Eukaryota; Metazoa; Mollusca; Bivalvia; Myida; Dreissenidae. The record is from RefSeq and is a predicted model, not a curated record. Gene Ontology annotation, molecular function: nucleic acid binding. The coding region runs from base 1 to 666 and encodes 221 amino acids. The transcript has a single exon.
AUGCCACCAUUUAUAGUAUUUCCAGAACCUAAACCAAGGUCGUACAAUCCAUUGAAUGGAGCUACUGAGGGAUCAGCCAUCGCUUACACCAAGAAAGGUUGGAUGGAUGCUGUCACAUUUGGAAAAUUCAUUGACCAUUUUGAUAAGCACGCUGGAACUGAUCGUCCUGUUGUCUUGUUGCUAGACAGUGUCAGUAGUCAUGGUGAUCACAAAGUGUUCAUUGAUGCAAAGAGCAAGGGGAUAGAGAUGUACAGGAUCGUGCCUAAUACCACCCACCUGAUGCAGCCGAUGGACAAAGGCGUCUUCGAGCCAUUGAAAUCAAAGUGGCAUUUGGUUGCAAGAACGUACAGUAGGGAAAAUCCUGGAAGAUCGAUUGGCAAGGAGGUGUUUGCCGAGAAAUUGACAGAGGCAUUUCUCAAUUUCUGCAAACCUCUAACAGUCAUUAAUGCAUUCCGAUCGUCUGGUAUAUACCCAGUAGAUGCAUCUGCUAUAACUGAUGAAAUCCUGAAACCUAGAAGAACGUUUUUCACUUCCAAACCAGAAGAACAACCGUCAACUUCUGGAAGAGUGUCACAAGUCAUGCCCAUGGAAUGCUCGCCUGGUCAACAAAAUGCAAAGGGUGCUCUAGAGGUAUUUGAAGAGACUUUUUCCACACCAGUUCUAUAG